This is a messenger RNA of Notodromas monacha, 1499 nucleotides long. Lineage: Eukaryota; Metazoa; Arthropoda; Ostracoda; Podocopida; Cyprididae. The record is from the annotation of a GenBank genome assembly.
ACCAUUUAUUCGACUGCUCAAACUUCUGGAUUACCCGUGGGAUAUGCGAAAGAACCUCCUUCACGGAAGCUGAACCACAAAAUUUCAUGCAUGCGACUCGAACACGAAAUCGGUGAUCUUCGGAAACGACUGGAGAACAUGCGACUUCGCCUGGAUGCAGAAAUCAGGAUAAAGGACCAAGCAGAACUCGAAGUGCGUGAAAUUCGAAAUGAAAUCUCAGACAAGAAGCGGAUGCUCAAUGAAAUUCUAGCUGCGAUGAAACGCGCCGGUGCCUCGGAAAGUCACAUACUUUUGCUGCCUUCGUCCUCUUUGGCAACACCCUCGAAUGGGCCGAAAAUGAAUGGCCACAAAUCAGCAAAUCAUCAUCAAUACGUACUCGAAAUGACGAGUCGCAUCGACUCCAAUUGGCGACACGGCAAACGACGAACGAUCCCGAGCAAAAGCUUAUCAAAUUUGGCGAUUGCAGAGAAAAAGCUGGAACUUCGAUACCUCAGAGACGAAAGACGAUUAGCGGAGCUACGGAAAAACGAAUUGAUCAAAUCCAUCACUACAAUGCAGGAUCAACUGAACCGACGUAGAACUGAGCUGAACCACAAAAUUUCAUGCAUGCGACUCGAACACGAAAUCGGUGAUCUUCGGAAACGACUGGAGAACAUGCGACUUCGCCUGGAUGCAGAAAUCAGGAUAAAGGACCAAGCAGAACUCGAAGUGCGUGAAAUUCGAAAUGAAAUCUCAGACAAGAAGCGGAUGCUCAAUGAAAUUCUAGCUGCGAUGAAACGCGCCGGUGCCUCGGAAAGUCACAUACUUUUGCUGCCUUCGUCCUCAUUGGCAACACCCUCGAAUGGGCCGAAAAUGAAUGGCCACAAAUCAGCGAAUCAUCAUCAAUACGUCCUCGAAAUGACGAGUCGCAUCGACUCCAAUUGGCGACACGGCAAACGACGAACGAUCCCGAGCAAAAGCUUAUCAAAUUUGGCGAGUUUGCCGUCGGACGCGUGAAAUCAAAAAGAAGUUACCGCAAAAAAAGAGGAAGAAACAAAAGAUUUCUGAUGCCAAAAUACUCUGCAUUUUCAGAAUGUUUUUGUUUCUGAGGUGCUUAAUUUUUUCAUUGCUUGCAAAUUGAAAAAAAUAAUAAUAAUGCUGCUUGGAAAAUGAAGGACGAUCCCGCAUCAUUACAAUAAAAAAAUAGGUCUUCCCUCGUGAAGAAUGAACAAAUACGUUUAAAAAAAAUUCCGCCGCGAACUUUUUUCGAUAUCUUAUAAAGAUUCAUAAAAUCUCCCCAAAACGACGAAUACUUUUCCUCCUUGUCCUGAAUGUUUUCUUCCAGGUGUCUGAAAAAAGUAUUUUUAAAAUUUCGACUUAGAACAACAAAAUAAAUACUUUACUACUCACAAUAAACCGUCCCAAUGCUAGACUUCUCUCAAACGGUAUUUUUUUAAAAGUGAAGUACAGUUAAAGUGCAUUUGCAUGUGAGAUGAAUUAAGCAUGCGUGCAAACGUGAC